CGCUUCCCUAUCUUGAACCUCAGCUUUGCAGACUGCCAACCAGCUCAGUCGCUGUAUAUCGCUCAAGAUGUCGACCAUACUUCGUACGUUGCGGAAUCUGAGGAGGAUCGGAUUGAAGGAAUAUGGACACCAGAUGCAGUACAUCGGUGAUACCAAAGCUGGCACCUUGAUCGCUACCGACCGCUACGGCAAUAAGUAUUACGAGAAUAUGGAGGAGGAGCUUCCUCUCCGGACAAGAUGGGUCGAUUACAAGGAGAAGGAAUAUGACCCCUCGCAGAUCGAGCCUGGCUGGCACGCCUGGCUUUCUUACAUGGUGGAUGCGCCUCCCACCCAGGACAAGAUCUUGCAGACUGGCCUCCGCGCUUGGGAAUUGCCUGAGCACAGGCCUAACCUGACUCUCAGCCGUGGCGCUUACAAGACCUACUCGACUGUGAAGCCCAAGUACUCCGCUUGGACCCCAGUUGCCGCUCCUCGGUAGAUGGAAUUUGACGAGAUAGAUAGAAGUGGAGGUCCGGCAUGGCUGGCGCAAGCUUCGUUUGGUUUCUUUGACCCUCUAGCCAUUAGCUCUGUGGUUGGGGAUGUGUAAAUAAAGAUGUUCUAUUGCUCGUUCGAUUUUAUCAAAAGGAUUCAAAGUUAAGUUCC
Messenger RNA from Aspergillus novofumigatus IBT 16806, 642 nucleotides. Its product is annotated as complex I NDUFA12 subunit family protein. Gene Ontology annotation, biological process: response to oxidative stress; mitochondrial respiratory chain complex I assembly. Gene Ontology annotation, cellular component: membrane. The transcript is spliced from 7 exons. The coding region runs from base 68 to 478 and encodes 136 amino acids. The record is from RefSeq and is a predicted model, not a curated record. NCBI's taxonomy places the organism in Eukaryota, Fungi, Ascomycota, Eurotiomycetes, Eurotiales, Aspergillaceae.